CCAUAUCUAACACCUGCGUUCUCUAGUAGACGCUGCGAAACCAUGAGAAAGACGAGCCCAACAAUCUUGGAAGAUUGUGUUCACAAAUGGAGAAAGUACAGAAAUGGCUGGUGCCGCUUGGGCCACCUUCGCGUCUCAAGUCUUCUGUAAAAUGUUCGCAGCAUUUAACACGCUACACGACGUCAUCACUUCCAGGACGAAAUGUCGUGGCUCAGACGAAGAAGUGGCCCAUUGAUCAUCCUCGGCACCUCUGCGUUGGGUGGUACCGUGUACCGCAUCCUCAAACCCUCCAACUCGGGCAACGAAUCGCUGAAUCCGUACACAUUCACGCCGUACACGCUCGUCGACAAACAGCCAGUCUCUUCCACGAGCGCUAUAUUCACACUGCGCCACCGUCAUGGCGCGCCGGAACCGGAGAGCGUUAGGGAGGCGUGGAAGCGUAGCACAUGGAGCGUACAAAUAAAGCAGCCCCAACUGCAGAUCGCGCGCGCAUACACCCCGCUCCCUCCUACAUCAGAUGGAGAGGGAAAGGACGAGGAUAUGCGAUUGUUGAUACGGCAAGAGACAGGUGGUGAGCUAUCGACCUAUCUACAUCGAUUACCAGAGCAAUCCACAAUCGAGCUGCGGGGCCCGAACACGGAAUUUGAGCUGCCAGAUGGUAUCAAUGAGGUCUUGUUUCUGGCAGGCGGUACAGGCAUUGCCCCUGCGAUGCAGGUUGCGUAUAUUCUUGAAGGGAGGCCUGAGAGCACCAUGCGCAUACUCUGGGCGAACAGACGGCGCGAAGAAUGUGUGGGCGGCGUUAGCGACGGGGCAGGGAGCAUAACAAGUAAAUCGGGAUGGAAAGGCUUCUUUGGCUCUAGCGACUCUACAGCGCAACAACCCCUUUCAGACACCAACAAUGGUCAGGAAAAAGGCAUCAUGGUCAAGGAACUCGAUACGCUGAAGGCGCGGAGCAAGGCCGCGACCAGGGACCUGAGCGUGCAGUAUUUUGUCGAUGAAGAGAAGAGUGUCAUACGAUCAGGUGAUGUUGCGAAGAUGAUACACGAGUCGCCAGGGGAGAAAGGUUCGAGGGUCAUCAUGGUAUCUGGACCAGAUGGCUUUGUUGAGUACUGGGCCGGCAGGAAGCUUUGGGUCGAUGGGAGAGAAGCGCAAGGUCCACUCCGCGGAGUACUAGGGAAGAUGAAUCUGAAGGAUUGGAAGGUGAUUAAACUUUGAAGACAACACAUUCACGCAACACGAUUCAUAUCUUUCGUUUGUAAUCUGAAGCUCGUAUCUGCCAUAACCACUUUUGACGCGUGGCCUGCAUAUCUGAUAAAGUAAACUUAACACCCAUGCACAAAGACCAAUUAAAACAGCAGCGAACGUAUGCUUUCCUCGGUUGGUUUCGAUGUUGAUAUUGGGUUUCCAGCUGGGGAGGCUCACAAUCACGGAAAACGAUAACCCAGGUUGAAGUGUGCAAAGUGCUGUACCUGAGUCUUACCUAAACAAGGAUCGGGCUUUGCCUGAA
Dothidotthia symphoricarpi CBS 119687 is the source of this 1507-nucleotide messenger RNA. RefSeq lists its product as uncharacterized. The transcript has a single exon. Lineage: Eukaryota; Fungi; Ascomycota; Dothideomycetes; Pleosporales; Dothidotthiaceae. Bases 202 to 1215 code for a protein of 337 amino acids. Gene Ontology annotation, molecular function: oxidoreductase activity. The record is from RefSeq and is a predicted model, not a curated record.